UUCCUGUUGUAGUAAGUUGUAACCUUGAGAUCUUGAGAACUAGCUGUCAACAUCGUAUGUUUUUCAAUUAAUUCAAUUUUAAAUUUACAUACACGGAGAGAUUUGCGAAAAAUGAAUGUACAAGCUGACUUUCAAUAACACAAGGAAAUAUAUCAAAAAGUUCCUUUGACUGGGUCAAAAAUGUCAGCCAAAAAUCGAGACGUUCACAUGAGAAGCAAAAACAAGAAGAAAUCAGGUGAUGACUUUGUAUUGGAAGCCAAACCGAAACCAAAAGUAGUUAAUCGACAAGCAGUUCAACAAGCAGAGCCGGUGGCUUUGGGUGGUGCAGGGCCUAGUGGAAUUAUUCAGUCUUUCAGAGCGGACAAGACGUCACCAACUCUUGAGGCCCUUACUACUAUAGAAAGUGGAGAGGUUCUCACGAGGAGCAAAAGCAAGAAGAAAUCAGCAGGUAAAGAGGUCCAAACGAAGAGGGGAAAUAAAAAUGAAUCGGCAGGUUAUAGUGAGGGUGAUAUUGUAUUGAAAGCCAAACCGAAUUCAGAAUUAAUUUAUCAAAGGGAAUUGAAGAUUUAUAUCAAACAGCUUCAAAAAGAACAUUCUUACUGGGAAGUAAAAAAAGACAAGUUAAAUUGCACUCUUUGUGAUAGAAAUGUCAGUUUUGUGUCUAUUUCUUUGUUUACGAAUGAAAUCCGCUCUCACAUGAAAACUGUUCAACAUAAAGAAAACUAUGAACUUUUCCUUCUUGAUAACAAAGAUGUUCAAAAAAGUCAUACAAGUACAGAGGAUUGCAAGUUGUUUGAAGAAUUAAAAAAAGUUGAAAAUAUACUAUUAGAAUUAAAACUAAGUAAUAACAACAACACCUUCCUUGAGGACAACAAACAGUCUGUGAAUUUAAGAUCAGUCUUAAAUCCCCUAUAUAAAAAUGAUUCCACAUUAGUGGGUAGUGAAGAAUAUAUUGAGAAAGCUAAAGAUGGGAAGAACUACUACUGUAAAAUCUGUCAUGAACUCAUUUUUGAAUCUCAGAAUAUAAUUGAAUUCAGGUACAAUUUUUUCCUUCACUUCAAUGAUAUGAGUCAUAAAAAGAGAAUGUCAAACUUUUCUGAGGUGGAAAAAAACUUCAAGGAGGUAAUGCUUGAACUUUCUAAAACCUUACCUCCUAACUUAAGAAAGUAUAAGAGUUGUUUUCAAAUAUGUCCAGUUUCUAGGUAUGUCAAGUGCUCAAUAUGUGAAGAUGUUGAGUCAGAAAAUGUACGUUUUUUGGAAAAACAUCUUACAGGAAAUCAUCAUGAUUACAAUAAAGGAAGAAACCUGAACAGUUUGCCUCAACGUUCAAAGAACAAACAUUUGUCCAACUGGUUUACUAGUCUCAUGACAAGAUUAGAAAAUGAAUUCAAACAUGAUGUUCAUGAAGGAGAUUUGAGCUACAUUCAUUGUGGAAUCAUGCCUGGAUAUGUGGUGUGUUCAGUUUGUGCUCGAACUGUUCCAGAUAGAUUUCAGAAUUUAAAAAGUCACUUUGAGCAUCCAAUGCAUGAAAAAAAUAAAAAACUUUACUUGCGCAAAAUGAAGAAAAAACGCAACACAGAAAAACCAGACAAUAUAUUGAAGAAACCACAUGAGAAUCAAGUAGAUCCUAGUUCUCUUUAUGAGACCAAGUAUGGAUUCAAAUGUUGUUUAUGUAAUUUGACCAUUCCACCAACGUCCUAUGCGAUUUACCGUCACGUGAUUAAAUCAAGGUGUCCUUCAAAAUAAGUUUGUGCGCAACACAAUGGUGUAACCUGUUUGUCACUCUUACUAGACUUUAUACAAUAUUAUCAGUUUGGAAUUAAUUUGUGGUGAUGAGUUUUUGUUAUGUAUUUAAGUCGCUAUUGCAGACACUUUCCAUCAUGAUUAGUAAAAAUUAAACAUUUUGGGAUGUAGAACCUCAACCUCUUCUUCCCUGGAUGAGAUAGUACCUUUAAGUAGAGUACACUAACCCAACCAAAUUUGAAAAAAUACAACAGAGAACUGUAAGGAGUCAAAACAAGAAACAACAAAUCCUGAAAGAUAACAACAAUAAUUAUGGUUUAUUGCGAUUUUCUAACUUUGGCUUGGUUUGUACUAAUCUUGUUAUGUUAGGUACUUUCCCAAAUGAGGAUGGGAUCAGAUUAUGGAUCCCAAAACAUUGUGAAUGUGAACCCUUUUUUAUUAAUUGUGAUGGAGAAUGAUGCAAUAGUUUCUUAAAUAGUAAAGAAUAUUGUUAUGCUUAUAGUUUAAAGUGCUUUUAAUGUACACAUAAACCCAUAUAAGUAAAUGCAUUUAUUAUAAGUUUUUGUUCCAUUCGCAGAUGCUCAAGUUUAUUUAUUUGAUUUCAAUGUAAUGUGAAAUAGGUGGAUUCAAUGAUUACUGGAAGCAUUUUGAACCAUAGAAUACAUUUUAAGUUUAUUAUAUUUAGUUUGUGUGGAAUGACUUAUGAAGAAUUACCACUUGUACCAUCAUAUCUAGUGGUUUAGAUCAGUGGAUUUAACAUAACUUAUCUAGUAGUGAUUGAACUACAGCUUUGGUUAUUUUGUGUUAAGUAUGUUUUCAUUUUAAUUGUUACCAAAUAAAAAUUUGCUGUUGAUUACAAUUGAUUGAUUACAAACUAGAUCUUUUCUGGACUCAGAUGCCAUCUGAAAAAAGGUCAACAUGAGAUAACAACCAAACAAUACAGUUUUGACUCUUCCCUUCCAAAAAUGUAAAAAAAUUCCAAUGCCAAACACAAAUAAAUAAGUUUAAAUAGUAUGCUAGAAAUAAAUUUUUAUUACAAUGUUGGACGAAUGCUUAGUUAUGCUAAAGUGAUAAAACUAAGUUUUUUGUUCGUUCACUUGUAAUUUCUCGUUAUUGCUAAAAGAUUCUAUUCAACUUUUAAUCAUAGUUAGUAAUUAAGAAUCAUUGUAAGUAACAUUACGCUAAUAUAAUGUAGCUACUAAUAAUUUUGCUUCAAAUAUGUAAAUGUCAGAGCGUCUAUUAAUCAGCUGUUAUUUGAGGAACCAAGUUAUUGUUAUUGUUAAUAAAUGCUUUUGAUUGAUAA
Molecule: messenger RNA, 3046 nt
Organism: Macrosteles quadrilineatus (aster leafhopper)
Lineage: Eukaryota; Metazoa; Arthropoda; Insecta; Hemiptera; Cicadellidae
Exons: 7
Coding region: 181-1746 (521 amino acids)
Source: RefSeq, a predicted model, not a curated record